AUGGAGCAACUGGACAAUCUUCAUAUACUUGCUCAGAUGAAGCAUCUGCAGGAGGAGGUGAACACCAUGCAGAUCUGGUCUAAUAGGUUAAUUCAAGAAGAAGAAGAGCUUCAGCAGAAUUUAACAGCUCUUUUUCGUGCAGUUACUAAAUAUGAGGAGAAUAUAGAUUCUGUAACUAAAAUCUUUUCUGUAAAAAUUGCAACUGUGAAGACUGAUAUUAGACGCAUUUCAGGUCUUGAAGCUGAUGUAACCUUAUUGGUAGAGAAUCUACAUACUCUAGAAGACAAAGUAGAUAAAGCUGAAAAGACUACAGUACAGAGUAUAGGAGAACUUCUUACAAAUAGCAUUGACAGGACUACAAUACUAAAGAGUUCUGCAUCUGAAAAUGCUAGACAAAUAGAAAACAUUAAGACAAAAUUGUCUGAGCUGAAUGCUGAACUGAACAAGCAAUCAAGUAAGAUUUUAGAUUUGGAAAGUGAUAGAGCCAAAGUUCUGACAACAGUAGCCUUUGCAAAUGACUUAAAACCUAAAGUACACAACUUAAAGAAAGAUCUGGCACACUUGGAACCAAUGUUAGAUGAACUAACAUUAAGAAUAGGAAGAAUGCUUGGGGAUCUAAUGGAAAGACAGAAGGAAAUUGCUUUCCUGAAUAAGAAACUCUCUAACUUUUUUUCACACUGA
This is a messenger RNA of Rhineura floridana, 681 nucleotides long. Its product is annotated as inhibitor of nuclear factor kappa-B kinase-interacting protein-like. The record is from RefSeq and is a predicted model, not a curated record. NCBI's taxonomy places the organism in Eukaryota, Metazoa, Chordata, Lepidosauria, Squamata, Rhineuridae. The transcript has a single exon. The coding region runs from base 1 to 681 and encodes 226 amino acids.